AUGGAGAUGCAGGAAACAUCAGAGCCAGGUUUUCCUGUUGCAAGAGUUGUUAGAACCCCAGCGUCGAGAGGAAAGACUGUAACCAAAGUGAAAAAAGAACCUGCUGAUCCUAAAGAGAAGAAUAAAUCAGGCACAAAGUCAAAAGCUGAUUUAAAAGACAAAAACGAAGAAAGCCAGAUAAUCAAUAUAAGCGACGUUUCACGCCCACUACAGUCUAGACGAGUACAGAUCCCUUCCCUGCAAGACGAAGACGACUCAGCGAUUGAAGCUAUGAAGAAACGCUUAGAAAAGCUGGUGGAACAUGCAAAAAAUCCACCUGCUGAGAAGGAAAAAAGGGGACGCAGCCUUGCACCGACCCAGGUUUCACCCUACCUUGGUAACUCAGUGGUGAGACGCAUCAUGGACCCAGCAGGUCCCCCUCCUGGGAGGUAUGAUCCUUUUGAAACGGUGGACAGUCGAAUACUGGAUAAUCUAACCCGCUACGUAGCUUUUGAAGCGGAAAAACAGUUGGAGAGUCCAUAUGCAGGAGGAGAAUUUUACCUGACACUAAUGACCCCUAAAGAAAGCUGGCCGAGAAAGGAGUAUGGGUGGUUGCAUGAUCAGCAUAUGUGCAAAGGAUUAGACAUGUUCCGGCAACGGUCUAUGUGGUAUCCAUCUCCUUACAAAGGGGGAAGAGUUGCUUUCAUUGAUCCUAUCUUUUGUCGAGAUUGGUGUGGCGACUAUCGAACCAAAUUUCUACCAAACGAGAAGAGUUGGAUAUUCAGUGAUGGUUAUUUGGACGUUGCCAACGGUCACUACGACCAUUACUUGCCUACACACAAGAAAUGGGGGACAGAUGUUGAUUUCGUGUAUAUCGCCCACAACGUGAACAACGAACAUUGGGUAGCCGUUGAGGUCGACAUUCCCAAAAAAAAUAUCCGAGUGUUUGAUUGCAUUCCAGAUUUAUACAGAAAAGGCGAGGUGGAGGAGUCUGUGAAGCCCUACGCGAGGAUGAUUCCGCUGUUGUUGAAACAUAUGGCACCACCGGAGCUCAAGAAGGGUAUGAAGGAGGGGCAGUUUCAUAUCUACAUGUAUAAAACAGCGGCACUAAACAGACAGACAGGUGAUUGUGGCGUCUUUACUUUGAAGACCAUCGAGUGUUUGGCUUUGUGCCAUAAAUGGGACCAGCUGAAAGAUAGCAACAUGCCUCUCAUUCGUAUGAAAUACGCAGCUGAGAUUUUUGAUGAGGUACAUGAAGCAGAAGAAUCCCGGAUGUCUGAUCCUAACCCUCGAAGUUUAUUUGAUGAUAAGUACGGUUUACAGACAGACUCCGCUAACUGA
Messenger RNA from Eutrema salsugineum, 1320 nucleotides. RefSeq lists its product as uncharacterized. Gene Ontology annotation, biological process: protein desumoylation. Bases 1 to 1320 code for a protein of 439 amino acids. Gene Ontology annotation, molecular function: deSUMOylase activity. Gene Ontology annotation, cellular component: nucleus. Lineage: Eukaryota; Viridiplantae; Streptophyta; Magnoliopsida; Brassicales; Brassicaceae. The transcript has 4 exons. The record is from RefSeq and is a predicted model, not a curated record.